This is a messenger RNA of Symbiodinium necroappetens, 2442 nucleotides long. NCBI's taxonomy places the organism in Eukaryota, Dinophyceae, Suessiales, Symbiodiniaceae. The record is from the annotation of a GenBank genome assembly.
AUGGCCGCGGCCGAGGCUGCCGAGGAGGACCCAGGAGGCACUGCCGACAGCCUCGUCGGCACCCACACCUGGUCCAAGCCGCAGGGCGACAAGCAGCACGAGAACUUCAGGUAUAACAAUGUUCGAUUCCUGCAAGAGCAGAACAAGGAGGCGACCAAAGCGCUCGACCGAGUGGAGGAGGAGCGCGAUGAAGCCUUCGCGGCCAUCGCGCAAUGGGAGGAGCGGCGCCAGCAUAUCCAGCAGGAGUACCAAAAGCUCCAGCAGGAGCUGGCGGACACGGAGGAGAAGUGCAACAUCUCUGCUGCUGAGAUCCACAAGCGAGACGAGCAGAUCCGGGUCCUCUCCGAGCAGAACCGCUCCCUCCUGGACAUGCUCGAGGAGGAGGAGCGGACCGUCAAGGAGCGGCAAACCCAGGCACAAGAGCUCAUGAUCACGCAGGAUCGCCUUCAGAAGAUCUCAGACGAGUACAACCUCGUGAAGGCAACAGGUCAGCAGCAGCUGCUGGGAGCCUACAAUGAGAUCGCCAAGUUCGAGGAGGAGCUACGAAAUGCGCAAUCCGAGACGGGGCAACUCAAGGAGGCAGAGCGGAACUUCAGCGCUCAAGCCAAAGCUGACAUCGAGGCCUUGGAGUCCAAGCUGAAGGAGUCCAAAGACAUGAAUGUCCAGUAUCUCCAGCAGAUCCAGCAUAACGAGGUCUACGAGCAUCGUUUAGCAGAGGCGAUCAACAGACUUCGGGAAACUUUGGACGAGCUGACGGUCCAGAAGAAGGGCAUAAAGAUGCAGCUAGACAUGGAUGCUGACAACCGCGACAAGUGGAUGCAGAGUAAAGCCGAGGUGGAAAGACGGAAGGACGGCCUGGAGAAGAUGGCCGAUGCUUUGCGCCAGUCCUUGAGGGACGCCGAGGACCAGAACACGAAGAUGCAGGAAGAGAACAAGGCGGGUGCCGACAACUUCAGGCAGCUGGGCGAUAAGGUUUACGCCUUGAUGGACCAGCUGCGGCAGCACCAGACCGACCUCAAGAAGACGGAGGCGGCAGGUGUGGAGAAGCAGAAGAAGAUCGGCUCCUUUGAAAAGCAGUCGCAGAAUCUUCAGCAGCAGCUGCAGAUGGAGGUCGAUGCCAAGCUGGCAGCAGAGGCCGAAGCGCGAAAUGCCGCGCAGAUGCAGGCCCUGCUACAGAAGAAGAACAAGAUGCUUGAGGAGGCUCUCCAGCUCGCGCUGAAGGCGCAGGAGAAGGUGGAGAAGCGCCUCCUGGAGCUGCGCGAAAAGACCGAGGCGCUGCAGACACAGAACGACUACCUAGGAACGCGCAUUGACGGCAAUGAGGAGGACAAAGGUGCCCUCAGGUACGACCUCCGCAGGACCGAGGAUGAGCUUCGCCAGGCGACGGCUGUCAACGGCCAGCUCCUUCAGAAGAGAGUCGAAGUUGAAGACCGAUUCAACGACGUCGAGGCUGAGAAGGUGGCUGUUAAGGCUGAGUUGGACUACAUCAAGCGUGAGGACAUGCUGGAUGAGACUGGCCGCACCAAGCCAAUCCUCAUCGAAUCCGAGUCAAAGCUAAUAGAGCGACUUCAGAUUAACGAGUUCCUGUACAGCUCGCAGCAGGCGCGCAAUCCUGUGCCAAUGCUCGUGGAGAAGAUCACGCACUUGCUGGAGAUGUUGCACACUACCCAAGUGCAAUCAGACAUGUACCUCCAGGAUCUCCAACGGUCCAACUCCAUGCUCCAGGGCCUGCGGGAAAAGAACAAGAACCUGUACGAGAAGGUUCAGAUGUGCGAAACCUGGAAGAUGCGAGCCUUGCUGAAGAUCGCCUCGAAUGAGUUCGAGAUGAGGAGUUCAGUCAAGGGCCACAAGUCCAGCAUCAAGGAGGGCAAUGCUCUGUACCUGGAUGGCCUGCAGUACUCCAACAAGGAGAUUGGUGAGCUCAAGAAGCUCAUCCAGAAUUACAUGAAAGAAGAAAACGUCAAGGAAAUCCGCCUGCAGGACAACAACCUAGACAAGACUGCGGUGCCACUCAUUUGUGAGCUGCUGGACCUGUGUCCGUACCUCACGAAGCUGGACAUGCGGAGGAACAGGCUCGACAACGAUGCUCUGGCUGAUAUCCAGGGCUUCGUGGAGCGUAUCCCGGGCGUCACCACGCUGGUGAAGGACCCGGUGACAGGGGACCUGCGAGCACGCUCGGGAAAUCAGGUGCGGCUCGUGAUCCUCCUUGAGGACCAGAGUCCCCCUGACCCGGACAUGCCAGUGCCUGCAGACGACCUAGCAGAGGAUCAAGCAGGCCUCGUUGCAGACGGAUUCCUGGCUUCGGCUGCCGGCGUCACGUCGCAGGGACGUCUGCAGGGCCCCGAUGGAUCCGCGGGCGGCACGACACGCUCCAUGACUGUCCAACAAAAGCCAGGUGGUGCCGGAAAGCCGAUGGGGGAUGGAUCUCUGCCGCCGCUGUGA